Messenger RNA from Acanthocheilonema viteae, 3060 nucleotides. Lineage: Eukaryota; Metazoa; Nematoda; Chromadorea; Rhabditida; Onchocercidae. The record is from the annotation of a GenBank genome assembly.
AUGUUCGGCGGUAUAUCUCUGAAUCUCUCAUCAGUACUGUUGGAUCCAAAAUGUUCUCGAACAGAAGUACAAGCCUUUUUCACCAGGCACUGGGGCGAUUCGUUUGUGCCCAAAAAUCGGGUGUCACCGGCAUUGUCCUUGCCUGUUAUAUCACUAGAUCAUUUCAAGAAGUAUCUUAAGACCACUGCUAAGAAACACCGUCAGUGUUUAAAAGCGAAAUAUGAACUUCAGCGUGCAUUAGCACGACAUGAGAAUGAUACACGUAUCGAUGUUGAUGAUGUACCAGUGAUUCUCCUGGAUCCGCACUUUUCACUGGCUGAUUUAUCCACUUUCGAAGCAGUUUUUCUGGAACCUGUUCCCGGAGAAGUUGAUCGUUUACAAGUUGAUGGUAAGCCAUAUACAACAUAUCUGGCACAACAAUCUUGCACUAGUGGUACAUCACCUACGUCAAGUAUCUCGGAAGAUUCCAAGUCGUUACAGAUGCAUGAAUCAUACGAGGCAGCAAAUGGCCGUUAUUUUAGGCCAUAUAAUACACUGCAAAAAUGCCUUGAAUAUUAUCAUGAUUUGGUUGAUGCGAGGUUGAACAAUCAAUUGGCACUGAAAUCCAAUACAUUUUGGAAAACAGUUAUCUCAUGUGGAAGUAUAAGUGGUGAAUUGGCAGAUGCUAUGGAAAGGGUUGCUAUAGUAAGGCAAAAUUUGAAGAAAGUGGAUGAAAAGUUGUACCACCGAAUGACAAAUAUUGUAAGUAUGUAUAAAAUACGGCAACAACAGGAGAAAGUAUUGCAGAAAUUACGAGACAUGGCAUGCCUUCGAGAUGCUCAGCUAACCGUUCAAAUGCUAUUAAAUCAAAAUGACUAUCCAAAAGCUCUAGAAUGUAUCGAAACGGCGCAAGAUGUUUUGAACAACGAAUUACGAGGUGUUACAUGCUUCAGGCAUCUCGAUUCCCAGUUACAAGAGCUGCGUAAAGUAAUCGCAAAAAUACUUUAUAAAGAAUUUGUAACUUUGAUACAAAAGGAAAUGGGACGACCAUGUGAAACUGAGAAUGAUGCUGCUUAUCAGGGAAUUCAAUUAAGAAAAGCGGCAUUGAUAGAAGCGGAAAUGCUACGAUUCCACCAUAUAAGCUUUUUAUGUCAUUGUCGGCUUACUGGUGCUAUUUUUUUAAAGGAACACAUGAAUCCGAUUGUAAUUGGUUUAUUGCAAGUGAAGGAAUAUCGUUUUGUUCAUGUAUUACAACAAGAAAUAGUUGUAGCUUUGAAAAAUUCGCUAAGACAGAUAAUAAAAACACAUGUGGUACAGAAUAUGGGUGAUCAGGAAUUAGCAGAGUUCGAUCCAUCACUUGGUAAUUUGAGCACUCAGAUGCGAAGGUUGAAUUUCGAUCAGUGGUUCGCGACAUUGCAGCAUGUUUUACGUGUACUUUAUUUGAUGUGCUGCAGGGUACAGAAUAUUCAGGAAGUUAUCCUGGAUAACAUUAAUCAUUUUUCGGAAAUUAUUGCUAGAAGACCUAUGCCAGAUCAGGAAAUUACCGAAGAGAUCGAUCCUAUCCAGGAAUCUAUGGAUCCAGAUAAAUUCACGUCUGCAGUUAAUAAUAUAUCAGUUCCAAUACAGGCAACAAAUGCUGAUGAAGAUAUUGCAAAAUUGGAUACAGAUGAUGAAUUGGAAGUAGAAAUCAAACGUGUAUUGAGAAAAAGUUCACUAGAAAUGAAAAAUAUUCCAAUCCCAUCAUCGAAUGAAGAAAAAGCUAUAGAAAAUGUUGAAAAUCAACAAAAUGCUAACUUUAGUAAAGUAGAAAUGGCUUCCCAAGUAGGAAAUAUUAUUUCCGAUAUGGUAAUGACCAUAUCAACAGCCGCAACACCUUCUUCUUUUUUGUCAGUACCAUGCAGAAUGAUCAGUCAGGUAAAACUGUCAAUAGCUUUCCUUACUGAACAUACAACAUAUACGGCUCAGGAACGCAGUUCUCGUCUAAUAGCUGCUAGAUCGAAAGAUGGCUUCCUUGAAAGAUUGUCAUUGUCCGAGUUUGACAGUGUAAUGCGUGCUGUAAAAGAAUUUGUCUGUAAUUGCCAAACGUUAAUUGGAAGCGAAAAGAAAUUCUCUUCACCUUUGCGCUUGUGUGUUCUUCAGCAAGGCAGUAGUUUUAUUAAGAAGUUUCACGAAGAUCGAAAAACCAAACUAAGUAAUAUUCUGGAUACGGAAACUUGGCGUGCCGGCGAUGUACCGGAGCACUUUCAACGACUUGCUGAUUUGUGUUUGCGAACAAAUUGUUUAUCUGAUAUAGGGUCCUUAGAAAUUGAAAAUUCCGACGAAUUUAAACCUAACUUACUGGUCGAUGGGGAACCAUAUGUUGCUGUAGGAACAGCCUUUAUUCUACUGCAGAUAAUGGCACAAUACUGUGAUGCUUUAGUUGUACUUCCAGAAUAUGCUUCCGAACUAUUGAUGUGUUUAGUAGAGUUGUUGAAAAAUUACAAUAGUCGUAGUUGCCAGUUGAUUCUUGGAGCAGGCGCUUUACAGUUGAUUGGCCUCAAAUCGAUAAGUGUCCGACAUUUAGCUCUUUCCUCGAGAAGUCUGCAAUUAAUUCUUCGAUUUGUCCCAUUUAUUCGAACCACGUUUCAAGAAAAACUUCCUGCUGACAAACAGCCUUUACUGCGACAUAUCGACCAGUUAGUUAGGGAUUACAAUGAUCAUGUGCAAGAAAUUGUGAACAAACUGAUUACCGUCAUCGACCACCAUCUUAUUGUACAACUUCAAGCGUGGAAUGUAAAAGGCUCCAUACCAUCGCCAGCAUUCCAGCAAAUGUGUCGACAGCUUGGAAAAUUCUACAAUGGCCUUACCGGAAUUAUGCCAGAAAUUAUGAUUGAAGUAGGCUUGUUUUUACGGGUUCACAAGAAUUUUAAGGAUAAUCUAAAAGCUCAUUUAACUGUAAUGAAUAUUACUCCACACGAUUCACUCACAUAUGGAUUGGUGAGCCAAGAAUAUGCGUUCUUCAUCAAGAACUUGCAAGCCAUACCAUGUUGCGCUAAUAUAAAGGAUGAAUCAAUCAGCGAAGCUCUUUUCUCCAAAAAUUAA